GGCUAAGCGAGGAAGGGGGAUAACUUGCAGUACCAGGCAUGCCAAAUUUUAUCGCAUUGUACAGAGUUAGUUCCCCACCGACUUGAACGUUCCCUCAAGUGCUUUCUGAGUAACGUCUGGUGUUUCUUUCUUUCGCGUUGUUGUGUUGUUGUUUUUUUAUAAACUGCUCACUUGACUGCCACCAGCACAGCACAGUCUCCGUGUUUAGUGCAGUCUUGUUCUCACAUGGCGUAAUGACGUGAUCUUAGCGCUACAUAGACAUGGAUAUAGGCUCAGGGAUUUACGUACGGCUAGACCAACACAGAUAAACUAGACGUGUUCUCGUCUGCACGCGUUACUAAUUAAAAACUAGACCUAGAGUCUAGUGGUCUAUUCCCCUGCUUAUUAUCAGAUUGUCAAGAUGUACCGCCACUUGUCGUGUGGUCAAAUUGUUUGGACAGGGAGCAAAAGAAUCCUCAAACUCUGUCGGAAUGUCCUCUCUCUGAAGAACCUCUUCGCCUUGUUUCUCAUUUCCCUCUUCCUGGUCUGCAUCAACAACAUGAUUCUGGGCGGGAAGUUCACCUUGUCCACAUACCUGCGCAAAUCAAACAUCCUGGCCGUCAUGGUCGUUGACGAACACAGCAAAACGAGCGUGACACGCGACAAGGGCGCCACCAUUCCAGCGCAGAAGUGCGUGUUGCCCAAACUGGAGGUCAAUGACACUGAGAUGAAGAAGUUUUACAGCCCACAGGCGCCUGUCAAGUGCCCAGCGGUCGAAAUAGACUGGGUCUACGUGGACAACGGCACCCUGAAGUUCAAUCCCGAAGUGACAAAAACAUCUCAGAAUAGGCCGGUCACGUGCAACGUAUAUCCUUUGGUGCGCAAGCCGGGCGAUGACACCGUGGAGUGGGGCGCCAAAAUUCCGAACGUGAAAGACGGCUGGAGAUUGUCCUCUGAUUUCUUCAAAGUGGAGUGCCUGAGGCCAAGCAAAUUUCCGCGCUCGUACGUGGACAUACAUAUCGGCGUGGCGCCGAACGCCGCGGUGGAGAAGCGGUUCUCUGAGACAAAGCCACCAGCCAACGGCUUGAGUGGUCUCUCCCUGCUCGUCCUGGGCUUUGACUCUAUGUCAAGAAUGUCUUGGAUCAGAAGGAUGAGGAAGACCAGAGACUACUUUAUAGACACACUGAACGGGAUAGAAAUGGAAGGUUAUAAUAUCAUGGGAGACGGAACUCCUGCUGCCUUGUUCCCAAUGCUGACGGGCAAACAUGAAACGGAGAUGCACGAGGCCAGACGAAAGUUCAAAGGGGCCAAACCGGUGGAUGACUUCCCUUGGAUAUGGAAAGACUUUGAAAAAGCGGGUUAUCUAACUUCGUGGGCAGAUUCUGAAGUCUACAUGGCGCCAUUUAAUUUGAGACUCCUCGGCUUUCAGAAUCCUCCCACGGACUACUUCAUGAGGCCUUACUAUUUGGGCGUGGAGCUAUUGAGGAAGAUGAAGAGAUACAGACCAUACUGCAGGGGUUCCACCCCCAUCCACAAGAUUUGGCUGAAUUGGCCACGUGACUUGUAUUACAUGUACGGGAACAAGCCAAAGUUCAUGUUCCACUUCUACGCCACACUAAGUCACCAGGACAACAAUGAGUUGAUGAAGGCUGACCAGGAUCUCAUGCUUUUUAUUCAAGACUUAGAGAAGCGAGGAUAUUUGAAUCAAACUAUACUGGUCAUCAUGGGUGACCAUGGGGCCAGGUUCGCCAAGUUUAGGGCCAGCGUGUCCGGCAAGCUGGAGGAGCGGCUUCCGUAUCUGGCCUUUCGGUUCCCUCCGUGGUUCGAGCGGAAGUACCCGAAGCUGAUGUCCAACUUUAAACUGAAUACCAAACGCCUGGUCACCGCGCUUGACGUUCACGAGACCUUCAAGGACGUCAUCCGCUUCGACGGCGCCGGCGUUGGGAACCUUAAUGAGCGAGGGAUCAGCCUGUUUAAGGAGAUCCCCGUGGAGAGGGACUGCAGCCACGCAAACAUCAGCAACCACUGGUGCGGGUGUCUCAACUGGGAUUCCCUGCCUGUGGAUGAUGACAAAGUUCUCGCGGCGGCCAACACCGCUAUCGAAUUCAUUAACAACCUGACAUCGGAGUACAGGCCCUUGUGCGCGGAACUGAACUUGGAGGCCGUGACCUUGGCCAGCAGGGUCAUGCCCAACAAGGACAUGCUAAAGUUCAAACAGUCCUCCGACUUUGAUGGCAGGGUGGCAGAGUUCACAGAGAACGCCGACAACGCCACAGUGCUGUAUCAGGUGACUUUUUCCACAGAGCCAGGUCAUGGUCAGUUUGAGGUCACGGUCACAUAUUCCCCUAUCACCGAGGAAAUGGCAGUGGUGGAGAAAGAGAUAAGCCGAAUCAACGAGUAUGGCUCCGCCCCUGCAUGCAUCAUGGACAAAAACAGGCAGCUGAGACAAUACUGUUAUUGCAAGGGACAUAAGUCUUAAGAAAUCUGGGUCACGUGAUGUGCUGCUUUGAAAAUGAUUGGCUGACACGUUAGCUGAGUUACCUUAUCCAGGCGUAAUUUUAAGAUGUGAAACAGAAUCACUAAAACACUGUCUUAGAAAGAUUCAAAUCAUUUUGAAAGGUUAACUGUAUGCCACAUCCGGGUAGGGUCAAACCAGUGGAACCCUAACUGCCCACAAUCAACUCUACUGACUGUAUUAUUUUUUUUUUAAAUUGAUGGAUCAAAUGUUUUAAACGCACUCCAGUCUACAAAAUAAUCUUCAUCUCUCUCUCUUCUCUCUCUCUCUCUCUCUCUCUCUCUCUCUCUCUCUCUUCCAAUCUGUCAGUUUGUUUUUCUGAAAAAAACAUCUUUCUCUUUUUCAAAGCUAUAUCAACUCACUCUGUCUGACUGUCUGGUAAAAAGCUUUUACGCGUUAUUCCUGUCACACCCAAUCUACGAUCAAAUUGAAAUUUUGACAAAACAAUAGUAAAAAAAUUACCAAUUUCUAUUGGUAAUUGAUUAUUUUGUUUGUUUGGUAUGGAACAAGGGAAAGAAAUUGUACUUGGUAGAUGUGUUGGAAUAAGUUGAAUUUAUACUUUGUGGCUUAAAAGUGAAUCUAACAAUAGAUAAAAACCUUCUAUUUUCAUUAGCACUUCACUGGCACAGUGGUUAAAGUGUUGACUAGAGGAGGCUUGAGCCCUCCACUUCGUACAACUUAAAGAAAGCAUGGUAAGUUAUGGUAACAUUCACCCAGAUACCCCCUUCUUUCUCACCCCCCCCCCCCCUUUUCGUUUUCCUAACUGGUCCAGAUAAGUGAUAGGAUCACAGCGCAUUCAGAAAGCUACGAAAAAUGAAAUUUGGCUAAAGAAAAACAAUUGGUAAAAAUAUUUCUAAUUUCACAUAUUUAUUAUUGUUAGUCUAGAUCUAUUACAAAUUUAAUUACAAGACUGAUCCAAACUAGUUGAUAUUACUUUUAAUAUAAGCUUUGUUAAAAAAAAGUAUUGUUCAUAUUGUUCUUGUUCAGUUUUUCGUAUUAUCAUAUCAUAAAGACUAAGACAAUUUAUCUGAUCUUAAAAUGUUCAUGUCAUUACAUCUUGUCAUGGACAUUUAACGAUUUCAUAUCCCAGUGAGAGAAUGUCAUCUUCGCAUUAUUAUAAAUACCAUUUCCUGAUUGUCUUCAUCCUAAGAAAACUUCGUUCAGCUUCUUUUCAAAAUAUCGCAUAAUUAAUGAACUUAAUAUGCCCGCAGCGCCAGUCUGUCAUCAAAGAUGGUGACAUUUCGGAGCUCUUGUUAAAUUAGAUAUGACAUCUCCCGCCUGACAUCCGAUAGUGCCAGGUGUUUUUGAAUUACAAUCGAGUCUUCCAACCCUCCUUGACAUGUUGACAGGCUCGGUUAGAGUGCCAUUUACAAAGUGUAGCGGAGAGCCGCCCUUGUUUUGUGUGGAUAGUGUUUUGACUCGUGGAAAUUCUAGAUUAUCCAUUUUUUUUAAUUUAUGAUUUUCUGCUGUUUUGAAAAUGUUUUCCUUGGUUUCCAUAAACAAAUGUUUUCUGUCGUUUUCAUGUUCUUUGUUUGUAGAAAUGUUUUCCCAAUAGUUCGCAUCUCUGUUGGCUGACCGCAUGUGGGUCACUUUAAAUAACAUGUAAAGAGCGAAUCUCAGCGUGAGCAGUCUUCUUUAUACUAAUCGUAAGUUGUCUGGUGACGAUGAUUUGGGAUUCGAGUUAGGUUAAAAAAAAAACAACUUUGGUCUUUAUAUAUUUAUUGAAAGCAAUUCAGUUAAAAGUGAAUCCUUAUUCAUUAUCCUUAAUAUCAGGGAGAGUUCAGUUAGUCAAGAAGGAAUUAUCCCCCUUCUUGUCAAUGUAAUGUAAUGGAUUUAAAUUAUGUAUUCUCUCUGUUCUAUUACAUCUGAAUAAUUACCUAUAUAUAUGCUUCUCAUUAGUUGGAAUUUAGAAUGGAUCUUUUCUGCUUAUAACUAUACUGUGUCAAUACUGUCUAUACUUUUAUUCAUCAUAAUUUUUUUUAGAAAUCUUAUUUAUUUUCAUUAAAGAACAUUUAGAUCUAGUUUUACUUUUUUUUAAAUUCCAAGAUUGUCGUUUUAUAGUUUUGCACCAACUGGAUACCAGUAGUCUACCCCCCCCCCAAACCACUAAAUUAUCUCCCCUCGUUUACAAAUUACAAUUUAUUAAGACUGUUCAAUCUAAAGUUUCGCGAGGUCGUCUUCGUGUAAUUACCCGCAGUCCCCUGGGCGUAAGUUUACAUUGAUUUGUUUUCUCAUUUCGCUUUAAAGUCUUAUUUCUUGCGGGGUUUUGUUAGCAACAUAUUCCCACAUUGAUGUCAAAACUAAGACCCGCGGGCUGAGUCCGGCACGUGAAGUGAUGUAACCCCACCCUUCUGCCAACAACUCAUUACGAAGCCGAGUUUAUUUUUUUUUCGGUUCUAUUCUUCUUCUUCUUCUUCGUUCUCAAUAUUAUUUUGGAGGGUUCAGGCGACUAGACCAUUAUCUUCGUGUAUACCAUUAUCUAAGAUGACGAUUUUUUUUCCCGUAAUGCAGCCCGCGAUAGUCGUGUGGCAUUUAAUAUGUCCUCACAGGUCGAGACUAAGUUGGACACCCCAAUCCUACAAUAAUAUAUCACCUUUAGGUCGAGACUAAGUUGGACACCCCAAUCUUACAAUAAUAUAUCACCUUUAGGUCGAGACUAAGUUGGACACCCCAAUCUUACAAUAAUAUAUCGCCACCUUUUGUCUCAUUUUAUUUUUUUACAAUUUUUUUGUGUUAUGACAUCUUUCAAUAUUUUAUCUUAAUGGGAGAUAAGCUUGGAGGCAGAUGGCUAUCUCCCUUGUGAAACAUUGACGACAUUUAUUGCUGAAUAACUGCUGGUGUUUGAUGUUCUUGUUUUGUGAGAUGCGGCUGCUCGAUAAAUAGUCCAUAUAACAGUUACACUUAGAUUCUAGGUUUUAAACCUAGUGGGAUUCACUGCUGUGUGGGGCAUUAUUUUCUCCAGUUUGUUUGAUGUUGUCAAAACUGUGCCUGCUUAAUUGAUUGGGAAUAAACUGGUUCUUCAAAUCUUUGUUUUGAGUUGGAGUUAAGGAACUUGAAAUUCCCCUGAUAUUUAUCUUACAAAUAAUUCAGAUUUACUAACAUGUGUGUUUUAUUUGUACACGCCUCAUGAUUUGACCCCUGACACGACACACACACCACCUUAUGACCUCAUCACACUUGACCCCUAACACAUUUGUACACUACACACGCCACCUUAUGACCUCAUCACACUUGACCCCUAACACAUUUGUACACUACACACGCCACCUUAUGACCUCAGCACCCUUGACCUCUGACAGUUGUACACGCCACCUUAUGACCUCAUAACCUUUUGACUCUGUCACAUUUAUACACUACACACACUCAUAAUCUCCGACGCUUUGUCAUUUUCCCAUUUAUUUAAAUGUUGAAAUAGCCACCCCUCUAACUUAUUUAUUUACACAACUGUUGUAUUAUUAUCUCUUGAAUAAUGUAUCAUUUAAUUCUAAUGAUGCAACAUUAUUUGAUCUGUUCAUGUGUUACAUUAACUGAGCUCUAUGUGCUCUAUAUCAGAUAUAUAUUUCCUGCUCUGUGUUAUAUUACUGUAUGAUUACAUUGAAACCAUUUUACCUUUAGUCAAGCGUUAUUCAAAUGAAAGUAUUUUAAUGUUAUUUUUUUAUUUGAAAUUAUAAUAUAAACAUACAGGUUUGUUUACCUUU
Messenger RNA from Biomphalaria glabrata, 6192 nucleotides. RefSeq lists its product as uncharacterized. The coding region runs from base 401 to 2458 and encodes 685 amino acids. Lineage: Eukaryota; Metazoa; Mollusca; Gastropoda; Planorbidae. The record is from RefSeq and is a predicted model, not a curated record. The transcript has 5 exons.